AUGAUGAAAAUCACUGAUCCUAUAUGCCAGUGGACUGGGCCCCUAGGACCAAUAACUAAAGAAACACAAAGGUUUGAUUUAACUGAUGAUGGCAGCUUGAAGAUUUAUAAUAUUUGGGGCAGUGAUGCUGGAAGUUAUACUUGCAAAGUAAACUAUAUAUAUGAAAAUAAGGAAAUGAGUACAGAAACUAAUUUCAUGGUUUAUGUAUAUCACAUGCCAGGAAGGAGUAUACGUUUGUCAUCUGAAUUCGCAGUUCAAACCUGUGAAACCAAUAUAGUUGAUUCAUUUGAAAAGUAUCUCUUAGAUCAACUGGAGAACUUAAUCCGCAACCUGAAGUGUGAGAUCCAGCGGUGGAGUGCAGCGUGCCAUACUUCUACAGAUACACUAGAGAUGCUAACAUACAAGCUUACAUUUCAAUUUGCUGUGUUUCCUCUAGUGCCAACUGUAGCAGAUCUCUGUGAAAGUUCCCAUUGUGAGAAUUCAACCCGCAACAUCAAAAAGGCGUAUGACAAAAUCAAAAAGUUCUUUGAAGACCAGAAUAUUGACUCCUCUCACAGUGCUAAUUUGAACUACGUUGCUGGCUCCCUGACUGGUGUUAAGGUAGAUCAUUGCACACCAGGGUUUGGGAAAAACAUCAGCACCAUAGACAACAAUACGCUGUGUCCAGGGUGUUGUGUUGCAUGCCCACCAGGUAGAUUUAGUGCAAAAUAUGAUACUGUCUGUGUUCUGUGUGCUGCUGGAUCUUACAAUGACAAGUAUGGCCAAGCGGCAUGUGAAAAUUGUCCCAAGGCGCAGAGUAGCAAUGAAAAAGGUGCCGAAACUGAAAGAAAAUGCCACAACGCUAAUUCAGACCGCAGCGACGUGCUUAAAACUAGAGCUCGGUUAGCCAUUUGUGCUGCUUUGCCUAAAGCCGUUCUCAUUUCUGCUCGUUGUUCUUUAAGAGAGUGCUCAGCUGGAACACGUGGGGAGAGUAUGCAGCACACUGCUGUGUACCAUGAUCAGGUCAUAACUAAAUGCUGCAAAAAAACAGUAGCAGCCCAGUACAUCAAAGAAGCAGAAUCUGGACUGAAGAAGCGGCUGCAGACAUUUGCGAACAUAGCAAGCGAUGCAGACAUCCAGGAGCAAAGAAAUAAACUGAGUCCCAUCCAAGUGCAGCAAAAAAAUCAAUCCAAAUACAAAGUUGACUUCCUAGAAGAAGAAUCCAGAGGAUUGUUAAGCGACGAUGAAGGGGCAGAACCUCUCACAUCUAGCGCCAGUCCCUCUCCUGAUCUAACAGGACCAAGUGAAUUAGAAACCACCUUUGAAGACCCGUCACCACCACCUGCUUUGGAUAAAGAAUUUACACCAAAGGACCUGCCACCCAACCAGCAGAAACUUGUUAACUUAAUGAAGGAGAAACGGUCUGAACCCACUGAGAGUUAG
Molecule: messenger RNA, 1422 nt
Organism: Eublepharis macularius
Lineage: Eukaryota; Metazoa; Chordata; Lepidosauria; Squamata; Eublepharidae
Product: zona pellucida-binding protein 2-like
Exons: 10
Coding region: 1-1422 (473 amino acids)
Biological process (GO): acrosome assembly; binding of sperm to zona pellucida
Cellular component (GO): zona pellucida receptor complex; extracellular region; acrosomal vesicle
Source: RefSeq, a predicted model, not a curated record